UUGCUGUUUUGCUUAUGAUGUUGAGGGCUUUGUACACAACUUGAGUUACACUGAAGGUUAGGUAAAGCUGUGAGGCCGCUAAAUGAAAGCUGAGUUCAGUGUGGUUUUGUAUGUGAACAAAGUUGGCUCUUGUCUGUAGUGGCAAGCUGCCAAAGAACAAGAAUGGCAGAAAGACCUGAGCCUCUCUGUAUGCUUUGCUUUCACCAUGGCCAGGCCUGAUAGCGCUGCUGAUAAUGACCCUGAGAUGGGGGAGGGCAGUAGUUACUGCUGGCAGCCCUCUCUAACAGCAAAAAAUAAUGUCUCUUCCUCCUUCCUAGAUGCAACAGAAAUGGCAAGCUUGGCUCUUUGCCUUGGUCCAGUCACAUCUCUACUCAGAGAUUCAGGUGAAUGAGUAAGACCUGCUUGUGCAGAGAGCAGCUGUUCUAUUCAGUGCCCUGGGUCCAUUUAGGAGGCAUUUGAGUUGAAGUGAGGAUGUAUGAAUUGGCCCAUGCUCCAGCAUCAGAUCUUCUGGGGAAUUACAAGAGGUAGACAAAAGGAAAUUGAGUCACCUUGGCUCCAUGCAAGUUACUAAAAACAGCAAAUGGACCCUUUGUCCAUUCAAAGUCAUCACCCAUCUUGAUUCCUUACUCCUUAGAGUCUCUUUGCCCACCCACAGAUCCUUGAAGACCCCAUAAUCAUUUCUAUCCAGGUCUUUCAAGAGUAGAAUUUAUAGGAAGCAUUAGGAUGAAAAUGGUGCAUUAAUACUCAAAACUUUGAUAUAACUCCUUGCUCUCUGCAUUUUUCUUUUUUCCCCCAUCUCUAUCUGCUAGCUCAUAUUUUCUGCCUGGUCUGUCUGCAUAUCGUUUGCACAUUUCCUUUACAUCUUUUCCUAGCUCUAUGGCAAAUUCUGUCUCUUGUUCUGUGUUUCCUGAUGUCCUCUUCAUUAGUUAGAAAAAAUCCAGUGUGAGGCUGACAUUUGGUGUAAGGUUAUAGUUACUGCUUGUAUAGGUCUUGAUGUAAAGAGAAUAAAUGGCAUCAUCCUGUGGAAUGAAAGUGAGAAGCAUGGAAAAAAAUACAUGUCCAGAAGAACUCUGUGUUCUCAUUUAACACAGGUAUAUUCAUAUUCUUUCUAUCGCAGACCAUGUUCUUAUGCUCAGUUUUUUUAUCAGGAAUGACCAUCUGUUGAUGAGUCAAUCUGUUGAUGAGGAAAUGUAAAUACAAUUGGUUAAGGCAUUUGUGACCCCUGAGAAAUUGAGCUUCCCUACACAUUGCAUCAAUGAACUAUUUCAUAAGGAGUGCAGAGCCAAAUCUCUGUGAUACUUGAUGUACGUCAGGUCCAAAUGACACAGAAUUGGAUUUAGUGGAUACAGCAUCUUCCUAGACCUCCAUUUAAAAGAAUGGCAGUUUGUGGAGAACUGCUUUGAUGCUCACUUUCCUCACUGGAUACUGAGAGCCUCAAGAUGUGAUCUUGUUCCACAGCAGAGUUGACCAAGUGAAAGCCCUCUGCUGUCCCCGUCUAACGCUGUGCUUGGGUUACCCUCACAACCUGGAGGGCAGCGUCCUCGGCUCGGCUGUCCCAGCAGCAGCUCCGGCACGCUGUGCGCCAUCCGUGGGCUCCCACAGCGGGGGGCUCCAGGGGAACCGCUCUGCCACGGCGGAGGAGGGGCAGAAGCCAUCACCCCAUCCCCCCUUGUCUCCUCGUCCUCCAUCCCUCCUCCUCCUCCUUCCCUCCGUGCUCUCCGGGGCCGCUGUCCGCCGGGCCCGGUGCCAGCCGUGCGGGUCUCUUCCCCCGUCUAUCCGGUGAAUCCCGGCCCGAGAGGAAGAGGAGGGGUGGGGGCGGGAGCCGCGGCUUCGGAGGGGGCCUGGAGGCAGCCUGUGCCCUUCUUCAUGGCGAGGCCGGGGGAGAGCAAGCUCCCGAGGAGGGAACCUGGGAGCUGACUCAGCGGAGCAGUCCAGCAUGUUUUCCCGGGAGCACGGCUUCUCUGCCGGAGCCAGCAGAGGGAAGUCUGAGGAGGUGGUGCAGGGUUUUAGUGAUGUUAUAGACUCUCCCACUGAAGGCUUUCCAUGUGUCCUCACUCCUACUGUUCCAAACAAGACUGCAGACUUGUUUGAGAUGAUUGAAAAAAUGCAGGGGAGUCGUCUGGAUGAGCAAAGAUGUUCCCUUCCAGCUCCUCUCAAGACAGAAGAGGAGUAUAUUCCUUAUCCCAGCAUCCAUGAGGUAUUACAGAAAGGAUGGCCAUAUCCUCUCAUUAUCCUACCCCAGUUUGGGGGCUACUGGAUUGAAGGGACCAGCCACAACCUCUCCAGCUUGAGUCCAACUCUGUCUGAUGUACCCUUUUCCUGGAGUGGUAAAGUGAAACUGGAAAGUGACCCUACAGCCAAGCUGUACCGCAAACAUUUUCUGGGAAAGGAGCACCAGAACUUUUACUCCAGUGACAUGUCCUUGGGCUACCUGGUACUUUCUGUGAAAUAUGAACAGAUUGAGAAACAGGAAAACCUACGCCUGUUGCUGAGGACUCGUACUGGCACCAAACAUGAUCUAAUUCCCAUUUCCUGUCUGAAUGAGUUUCCCAAUGCUGUUCAGAUGGCAAAGCUACUGUGUGAGGAUGUGAAUGUUGAACGCUUCUUUCCUGUCCUGUAUCCCAAGGCCUCGCAGCUUAUUGUUGCAUUUGAUGAACACGUCAUAAGCAAUAACUUCAAAUUUGGGGUCAUCUACCAAAAACCUGGACAGACAACUGAAGAAGAAGUCUUCAGUAACACAGUAGAGAGUCAGGGAUUCCUGGAGUUCCUGGAUUUCCUUGGUGACAAGAUUCAGCUGCAGGAUUUCCGUGGGUUCCGGGGAGGCUUGGAUGUUACUAGAGGUCAAACAGGCACCGAGUCAGUCUAUACAAAUUUCCGGGGGAAGGAGAUCAUGUUUCAUGUGUCCACAAAGCUGCCCUUCACAGAGGGAGAUUCCCAGCAGCUUCAGCGGAAGCGUCACAUUGGGAAUGAUAUUGUAGCCAUCAUUUUCCAGGAUGAAAGCACACCUUUUGUCCCUGAUAUGAUUGCUUCUAAUUUCCUACAUGCUUAUGUGGUAGUUCAGCUCACUCGUAGCACCACUGGGGACACUCUCUACAAGGUUUCAGUCACAGCCCGAGAUGAUGUCCCCUUCUUUGGACCGCCACUGCCAAAUCCAGCCAUAUUUAAAAAGAGUGCAGAGUUUCGUGAAUUCCUUCUGGUCAAGCUCAUCAACGCCGAGUACAGCUGCUAUCGAGCUGAGAGAUUUGCUAAAUUAGAGGAAAGAACUCGGAGUGCCCUCUUGGAGAGCCUUUUUGAGGAGCUGCAGCUUCGCAGCCGCAGUAUGAUGGGAUUACCUGUAGGGGAGGAUGAUAAGAUAGAGAAUGGCAGUGGUGGCUUCCUCGAGAACUUCAAGCGGGUGAUCAGAGGCCGCAGCCAGAGCCUGGAUACCAUGGGGAUAUCCAUGAGAAAGCAGCAGCCAGCCACCCUGCCCAGCCGCCCAGCUACAGCUGGCCUUGCCCUCAGCCAGAGUGUCGCCGAGGGCCCUAAGGCCAUUGCUGCGUCUUUUGCCUUGCCUGGUAGGAGUCCAUCACGUCCUCGAGCCAGUCGCUUCCAGGGGAGACGGAGUAGUGCCAUUGGCAUUGAAAACAUACAGGAGGAAAAGAGCAGAGACACCACAGAGAGGAUACAAAGAGUGUUGGACAGUCCGGGAACUUUCUUUGACCUGAAGUCUGAUGGAUCAUCUAGUCCCAGCUCUCCAGAGUUCCCCAGCAGGAAGAGCAAAAUGCUCAGGAGUCAGACUUCAGGAUACUGUGUGAUGCAGCCACUCUCACAUUCAUCAUCCAGUGUAAGCAGUUGUUGUAGUGGAUUGAGGGAAAAUGGAACAUCUGAGGAAGAGGAGAAUGACAGGGAGCUGACGUGCUCACUUAAGGGCCCUCCAAAACAGGAUUCAAUGGUUCAGAGUAUGUGGCUGGAUGACAGUGACUGCACACCCAGUACUUCUAGCUCACCAGGAAGCAGGUUGCUUCCUUCCAGCAGUGUUGCUGGCUCCACUGGAAAAGGAAAAGGCAGCAAAGCAGAGACUCAGCACCAUAAUCCAGCCUCCAUUUUGUGCUGUGUGUGAUGUCAGCGCUGGAGCACUGUUUACUACACGCAGGGUGAGGAGCACAGGUAAUGGACAUGGGGGGAGGAGAGCCAUGGGCCCCUGGCCAUCCCUGCCUCUUUGAGACAAUGCAACAAGUGCUAUACAGCUUCUCUGGAAACAGUUAGUCCUUUACCUUCCUGCCUGAGUGAUCUUCCAUGGCCAGCAGCUCUGGGCUGUCUGAUUUACCUAAGCGCUCCCUUUCCUGGCUGCCUUCUCCCUCUCAGGAAACAGCAUGUCCCAUUGAGAUUCUGUUUUCUACCCUAAUCUAGGCACAGGUUUUUUUUCUUUCUCUUCUUGUCUUUGAUUGUUCAGUUUCCUUUGCUCAGAUACAACCUACCUUUCUCUGUGCCUAACCUCUGCUUUUUCUAAUAGUUCCAUUACUUUACAGAACCCCUUUUUGUUGCUCAUUUUCUGAUGUUGUGCCUAUCUGUACACUUGCUUAUUUGCUUUCAGCCUAUCAUUGGUGGGACCUACUUGUCCAUGCCAGUUUCACAGCUUUUCCAGACAUGGGAAGUGGGACUUGAUUUCCUGGUGAGGCCUGUAAUAAGAGCAAAGGGGAACACAACUUCAGGUUUGUUCCCUAGAAUUCAUAGUCCAGUUUUGCCUGUGUUGUUGAGAGUCUUUUUGCUCAAUGUACCUUUCCUUGCCCAGUAUAUUCUCUGGCCUGACAGCUAAACAGCUACCUUGAAAGUGGUGGGGAUGUGAGGCUCUCAGGAGCCUCACAUCGUUUGGUAUGUGGCUGAGUAGAACAGGAUCACCUUUAUGUAAUAAAAUUCUUGCAGCCAUUCCUAAACAUUCCUAAAUAGCUGCCCUGCCACCUUGUGGCAUUCAGAGCAGUCAGGUGAACAGUUCAGCUCCAUGUGGUCGUGGCCACUGGUGCCACAGCCGAUCAGAGCGGGGAGCUGAUACUCACCAGUGAGGCUGCUUCAGUGUGUGCUAGAACAAAGAUCAGAACUGAACAUGACAGUGCAGCUGCCAGCCACUGUUUACUGGGGUCAUCCCCAGAGUGUUUGCCACGAGCUUGUGCUCACGUCAUGGUUCUGUAACACAGGAGCAAGUUUGUCUAAAUGAGGGGCAGAACUCCCUCAAAGUUCUGCUGCCAAACAGGCAAAUUUUGCUCAGAAUAGGUACAGGGUCAGAAUUGCAACAGUCUGCAAACUCACUGAUAAAAAGGCAAAGGCUGUGGUUUUGCAUUUACUCUUGGCUAUUACAGGCAAUAAGCAAUGUAUCUCAGUAGUACUCAAGUAUGAUUUUAGUACCUCAGGUUUUGAGCAUUUAAUUUCCACUGAUUUGAAGUAGGUCAAAGAUGUUUAAGAUAAUUUCAUGAAAUGUAUUGCAUUCUGUAGGAUCCAUGUCUUUUGGUCCAUCUGCCAAAUCAACAACAUUCUGCCACAAAGUCAUUUUAUUUGUCAGUUGAUCUGGUUCAAAGAACAAAGUUUCAUGAGACCCUGCUUUUCACGGUGAGAUUAUUUCCAGAUGUUCUUUGAAUUCUCACCAGCUCCUUACCAGAGUACAUUAUUUCCACAAAAGGGCAUUUUACCCACUUCUGAGAUAGCACUGCUGGCUUAAAGUGAUGUUUUAGUCAUUCCAUUUUAUCACAACCUCUGAAUCAGUUUGAUAGCACAGACUGGAGACUAGCAAGUUUCAGGGGAAAAAUUGUAAAAAAUUUCUGUAACAUGGCUUCAAGGGACUCAAAGAAACCUAUGGCACCCAAAUCCAUGGUAGCCUCCUUGUCAUUCUAACUCCUCUUAUCUCUCACAAAGAUUUCCUUCAGUUGCAGGCUGGAUUUGCCCAAAGACUAAUGGGUGCACUGGUAAAAAGGAGGAAGGACUCUUCCAAUCCUAGGGUAUUCCUGAAGAGCUGAAAGAAAGAAAAAUUGUGGAUGGGGGAACCAAUGAUACUCCCACAACACUUAGAGCUGUAAGAACAUGAAGGAUACAGAUUUUUUUUUUUCUGAUGCUUUGUUUUAGGAAUUGCUGUUCAAGUGAAAAUACACAAAUAUGCUUUACCUUAAAAAGACAAAAAAGUGAAUUCCAGCUGCUGCUGUUUCAUUUGGUGAUGCAUGAGAGAGUGUGGAAUCAUGCAGAAAUCAAACUUCAUAUAAAUCAAAUUUCUGUGUGUCAUUCCAAUUCAGCCACUACAGGGCCAAGCUCAAAGUGUUUCCAUGUAGAAUUUCUUAUUUUAAUUGUUUGCAUACCUUUCCCUCUGCAGACUACAUGCUUGGAAGUCCCCCACAGCCAUAUCCAAAUCACCUUUGGAUAGGCAGAAUUAGGGCAUCCUUGAGGAAGCAAAACAGAGUCUACUUCAGUUACCAGCUGAACCUACAGCAGUGUUCCCCACCAUACUCCAACGACAUUCCUGUAAAACUUGCAUUAGUUAAAAACCCCUACAGGGUUUGGGGUUGGUGCCCACAAAUGCACGUGUGUGGUGGUUUCCUCAAAUAUCAGUCACUGCAGAGCAAGGUGUAUCAAAUAUUGUCCAGGAUGGGGACAGCUCCUUUUAAAAUACUUGAUUGGUUCCCUAGACUCUACUUUGGGCUUGAAUUGUGUCCUUUCCAGCUGCCAUGAUGCAGAGUAAAAGGAAGCAUUAAUAUCUUACCCUGUGCUUCUUAUGUCUGUGUAGUACACUGGACUUAAAAUAAAAGGAGAAUGUGGCCA
Messenger RNA from Passer montanus (Eurasian tree sparrow), 6777 nucleotides. RefSeq names its product rap1 GTPase-activating protein 1-like. Gene Ontology annotation, cellular component: cytoplasm. The record is from RefSeq and is a predicted model, not a curated record. The transcript is spliced from 23 exons. Bases 1937 to 4099 code for a protein of 720 amino acids. NCBI's taxonomy places the organism in Eukaryota, Metazoa, Chordata, Aves, Passeriformes, Passeridae. Gene Ontology annotation, molecular function: GTPase activator activity. Gene Ontology annotation, biological process: regulation of small GTPase mediated signal transduction; activation of GTPase activity.